AUGGCAUCGAAGGCGCGGGAACUCCAACCUCACUGGGAGCUACCACAAGCUUCCUCCCAAGCCCGCUUCCCUUCCCUUCAAGUCUACAACAGCCUCACCAGAACCAAAAACCAGUUUGUUCCGGUCGCAAGUGAUGCCGUUACCUGGUAUACUUGCGGACCGACCGUCUAUGACGACGCCCACCUCGGGCACGCGCGCAAUUAUGUGUCGACCGACAUCCUUCGUCGCAUACUGCGGGACUACUUUGGGUUCCGGGUAAAGUUCGUGAUGAACAUCACCGACGUUGACGAUAAGAUCAUCCUUCGGGGCCGGCAACAACACCUGUUUGAGCAGUUCAAACGGGAUCACGAUGCCCAAGCGGACGGGCCUACCAGCGCCUCUGUUCUGGAGAUAACUCGGACGGCAUUCCAACAAUAUGUUCAAAAAAACCUGCCUUUACUACCUCCUGAUGUUACACCAGAAGGAUACAACACCGUGGUUGGUAAGUAUUACAGACGAGUCCUCGACGGCCAGGCCCUAGAGGAAGGUGCGGUCGCUGGGGACAAAGAGGGCAAGCUCAAGGUACAUCUCAAGACGGCAGCAUCAGCGGCCGAAGCCUUGCAAAAUGCGCCCGGCUUGUCUCAAUUCUUGACACAAGCCGAGGAUAUUCUCCUCCCAUACCUUGAUUCUUUGCAUGGUUCGGACAUCGACUCCAAAGACCACAGCAUAUUUACCAAGCUCACUCGAAAAUUCGAAAAUCGAUUUUCCGAGGAUAUGCAAUCUUUGAACGUGCUCGAGCCAGACGUUAUCACACGCGUCACCGAGUAUAUGCCGGAAAUCGUCAAUUUUGUGGCCAAGAUUAUCGAGAACGGGUUCGCCUACCAAACCUCUGACGGCUCGGUAUAUUUCGAUAUUGAGGCUUUCGAGAGGGCGGGACAUUUCUAUGCCCGCCUGGAGCCCUCGAACAAGAGCAACAAGGAGCUGCAAGACGACGGUGAAGGCUCGCUGUCAAAGUCCUCGCUGAAGCGGAAUGACAAUCAUUUUGCCCUAUGGAAAGCCAGUAAACCAGGUGAGCCAUCGUGGCCGAGCCCAUGGGGCGAAGGACGUCCAGGUUGGCACAUUGAAUGCUCGGCGAUGGCCUCGGAGGUGCUUGGUAAGGUCAUCGAUUUGCAUUCAGGGGGCUCCGAUCUACGUUUCCCACACCACGAUAACGAGUUGGCCCAGUCAGAGGCAUACUGGUCGGCCAGUGGUAAUACUCGGGUGCAGUGGGUGAACUACUUCCUCCAUACGGGACACCUUGGUAUCCAAGGAAUGAAGGCUAGACAGAUGAGCAAAAGUCUGAAGAAUUUCACUACUAUUCGCGAAGCCCUGCUCCGACCAGAAUGGACCCCACGCUCCCUUCGCGUUUGCUUCCUGCUCAGCUCAUGGGCGGAUACCAUUGAAGUGACAGAAGAAUUGCUGAAGGCAACAACAUCAUGGGAGAGCAAGUUGAACAACUUCUUCCUGAAGAGCCUGGAAGCUGCCAGAACCAGAGAUGGCGUAUCUGCGGUGGACGGCACGCGGAAGACCAGUCCGGCAGACCAGCAGCUCUUGGACGCAUUUGACAAAGCCAAAAAGGAGCUUGAUGCAGCCUUGUCCGACUCGUUCAACACGCCAGCGGCCAUGCGCGUAUUGUCCGAUCUCAUUACAGAGUACAACCUGGCUCAGGAUCCCUCCGACGACGUUCUCUUGACUCUUUCUCGGUGGAUCACGCGCAUAGUCACCAUCUUUGGACUUGAUUCUGAAGGCGACCUCCUCCAGGCUGACCGGCUCGCAUGGUCCGGUCUCGAGAUCCCGACCCAGGCUCGACCCUAUGUUUACCCAGCCUCUAAGCUCCGCAAUAAGGUCCGAGAGCUUGCUCGUUCCGGCUCCCUCGACUAUGCAGUCAUUGCGCAACACGUUGAUGAGGCCAGACUACCCACAGCACAGGCGACCGCACCUGCCAAUGCACAACCGUACGUUCAGGUGCUUGAGGACUUCCGCAAAGAUACUGGCAGACUUGUGGAGGUGAAAGCAUCUGCAAAAGACUUCCUCCUACUCUGCGACCAAUUACGCGACACGCACCUCUGGAAUCUUGAUAUCUAUCUCGAAGAUCGCGACCCGCCGCUGCCAGCGCUUGUACGCCCCGUAGACCGGUCUCUACGCAAUGCCCGGGCGGCGGGCGAGAAUGCUGCUGCUGCGAAGAAAGCGGCCAAGCUGCAGAGGGAGGCGGAGGAUGCGGAAAAGAAGAGAUUGCUUGGCGAGAAGGCCAAGGUCAGCCACUUGCAGAUGUUCCAGACGAGCGAGUUUUCAGAAUGGGAUGCGGAUGGCGUUCCGGUUAAGGAUGCAAGCGGAAAGGAGGUUUCGAAAAGCAGAAGGAAGAAGUUGGUCAAGGAGUGGGAGAAGCAGAAGGCGAUGCAUGAGGAGUGGUUGGCAGGGCAGCCAAAGAUCUGA
Phialemonium atrogriseum is the source of this 2451-nucleotide messenger RNA. Its product is annotated as putative cysteine--tRNA ligase. The transcript has 6 exons. The record is from RefSeq and is a predicted model, not a curated record. Gene Ontology annotation, cellular component: cytoplasm. Bases 1 to 2451 code for a protein of 816 amino acids. Gene Ontology annotation, molecular function: ATP binding; cysteine-tRNA ligase activity. Gene Ontology annotation, biological process: cysteinyl-tRNA aminoacylation. NCBI's taxonomy places the organism in Eukaryota, Fungi, Ascomycota, Sordariomycetes, Cephalothecales, Cephalothecaceae.